AUAUCAGGGGCGGAGCAGCCAAUCAGAGCGCAAUCUCCCUCUCUCCCCGCUCCCCUCCUGUGUGAGCUGAGUGACCGCCUCUGCCCCACAGACACGGCCCCUGGAGCCGAGCUGGGCCUGGGCAGAGACAAGGCUGGGAGCCACUGGGUGGAAGCAGGGGAGUCUGGGGGUCAGGACUCCUGGGAUAUAUCCCUGGAGGGGGGUGGGGUCUAGUAGUUAGAGAGGGGGGUGGGACCCAGGACUCCUGGGUUCUCUUCCUGCCUUUUCUACUGACUGUCGUGGUGACUUUUGAGUCAGUCUGUUCACUGCCUUUGUGCCUCCAUUCUUCCAUCUGUAAACUAAAUUGUGAUGCUUGUGUAUAACUGCAGCUGAGAUUUGUGGGGUCAUGAGGGUGGGGCGGGGGGGUAGGUUCUGCCUGGGAUCGGUACCCCUGACUCUGUUUCCCUUUCAGGGCUCAUUGCAGCCAAGUCACCUGUCACUGCUCAGUUUGGGGGGGACGUCACCCUGAGCUGCCUCUUCACAUCCCAGACUGGGAUGAACCUCCAGCACCUGACCCUCACCUGGCAGAAGGAGCGGGUGGGGGCAGAGGCCCUGGUGGUUCAUAGUCACUAUUAUGGGAAGGACCAGCUGGCAAGACAGGAUGAGGCUUAUACGAACCAGACCCACCUAGAUCCAGAGGGACUGGCCCAGGGGAACGCGUCCCUGAUGCUGAGGGGUGUCCGCAUGCAGGAUGAGGGCAUCUAUCACUGCCAUGUUCAUUCUGAGCUGAGUGGGAAUUUGGAGACUAGACAACUUACAGUGACUCAGACCAGCCACAUCCUGGCCAAGCAGACCGGGAUUGCAGGAAAUGCUGCAGGACUGGGUGCCUGCUGGGUCCCUUUGCUGAGUCUCUGCCUGGUGCUGAUCGUACCUGUUCUCUGAUGACAUCACUGAAACGCCCUCUGCAGACACCUGGGCACUGGUCCCGCCAAAGAAACUGCUGUGCAUGAAGCCAGAUCCUGGUACCAAGUGCUGCACUGUGACACUCCUGUGUGCGCAGACUAUAAAUGCUACACAUCCAUGCUGGACAUGACGGGCCCAGCUUCCUGGCGACGUCUCCUGGGGACAGGCCCGGGGCUGCUUGUCGGAAUUCCCAGGCAAUGAAGAUUUUCUUUGUACAGAGCAGCUACAAACACCACUUAGCAUUACAUUUAUUGUCGUGGUGCAAAAUUAGCCUCCAUAUUCACCACUCUGAUAGGGUUAUGAUGUGUUUUGUACAAAGUAUUUCAUAUGAGGUAUCAUUUUAAAAGUCUUGAUCUGUUGAGCAUUAAUGUCCAGUUGAACUGUAUGUGCUAGUAUUGUAUGUGAAGUUAUGAAGUUUUGCUGUGUGUGUGACUGAAAUAUGUUGAGGUUGGAAGAUGCCAACAGCUGGCCUUUCAGUAACCACAAAGGGGCAACCCUCAUUGGCCAGACAGGCGUUGAUGGCCUAUCAAGAAGAAUCCACUCUCCCACAGACUCCUCAGAGGGGGCCCCUACACAGUGGGCACUGCCUGACCCACAUCACAACAAGGAUCUUUCUAGCCCCAGGAAGAAAGUAUAAAAGAGAGACAGUGACAUCCUCACUUGGCCUCUCUCCUCCCCCAUCACAACUCCUGGAAGAUCGUCCGGAAGUCAAAGACUUUGAACGAGGGAGAUUGGUCCCAAGCUGGGAAAAGAAUCCAGCCUGUGGAUUGAGAAGUGUGAGCUGCCUGUAACAUCUAUGAGAGACAGACAGGCUGCUUGUUUCAAAUCGUGCUUAAUCUGUAGAAUUUAGACUGUUAAUUUUUUUUUCUACAUAACUGCCUCUGAUCUCUGUGCCUGCUACUUAUAAUCUCUUAACAUCUGUCUCAGUUAAUAAAUCUGACUUGGUUGAA
Trachemys scripta elegans is the source of this 1892-nucleotide messenger RNA. RefSeq names its product CD276 antigen-like. The coding region runs from base 535 to 921 and encodes 128 amino acids. The transcript has 2 exons. NCBI's taxonomy places the organism in Eukaryota, Metazoa, Chordata, Testudines, Emydidae. The record is from RefSeq and is a predicted model, not a curated record.